CUUCCAGCUGAACUUAAGAUCUAACUAUUGACUCUAAAUACAAGUGUAGUAGACAUUGUUAAUGCUUGGAUUUCUUCAAAAUUUACUGAUAACUAGACAGUGUAUCUCUUUAGUAUUCUGAUAAACACGGUAAACGCGCGAACAUAACGAAAGUCAUAAUACUAGCAUACAUGCGAAGUGGAUCAUCCGUAACUGGCAAGAUACUCGAACAAGCUCGAAACGCCAUAUAUUAUUUCGAACCACUUCGCAAACUUUCCUUUUACAGCUAUGCUAACCAACCGUUAACAAGCAUUGAUGAUAAAAAAAGAUAUUUCGCAACUAACAAAUCGGUAGAAAAGGGAAAAAUACAAAUUUUGAAAGCACAUCUUAAUUGUAAAUUUCGUAACACUUUUGUGGAAACAUUACUUGACAGAGCAGUUUCAGGAUGCAAAAUUUGUAAAAAAUUUAAUCAGUGUCUUAAAAAAAAUAAUAGUGUGCCGAUGGUUAACAAAUGCCUGCCACAAUUACAAAAUGUGUGUAAUUCAGCUAAUGUCAGAAUUGCUAAAGUAAUCCGCCUUGAUAUGAAUUUAGUACCCGAGUUAUUACAGUCGGAUUCGAACCUAUAUGUUGUACACCUUAUUAGAGAUCCACGUGCUAUUUUGAGAUCCCGUUCAAAAGUGGGUUUAAAAAUUUUAGAAGGUGAAAAACAUACAAAACGUCUCUGUUCUCAAAUAUAUUAUAAUGCUAUAAAAACUAUUGAACUCAAGAAAAUUCCACAGUUUAAAGAGAGAAUAAUGACACUUUUUUACGAAAAUCUUAGCGAGAAUCCCAUUGCUGUUACGAAGGAUAUGUACCAUUUCCUUCACAUUCCAUUUACAGAAAAUGUUCAAGAAUGGAUUCGCCGAAAUAUGCUAGGCAAAAAUUUGAACAAAAAUCCAUUUUCAGUUUCGGCACGAAACUCCUUAUUUCAUACUCGGGAAUGGCGUUUAAAGUCUGCGUAUGAUUUCGUCAAAGAUGUGGAUGAAGCAUGUUUAUAUGUGUAUAAACUGCUUGGGUAUAAAGCAGCCAGAGAUAUCAAUCAUCUUCGGAAUAUUUCGGAGAGCUUUUUUGAUAUAAAUCGUUUCUAGUGUUAAUUUUUAAAGAGCAAGGCCAUCACUAGACUUUAGUGCCUGGGGCUGCUUCCAAAUAAUCUGGGUGGGCACUAAUUAGUAAUAAUGCUAAAGUGCAGUUUCGAAAUAAAUGUAUCACUGUAAGGUUUUUCGACAACUUUGUCAAUAAGCGGAGUCCUGAUCGAAGCCCGUCAUUUAACCUGACAUAACUUUUUUUUAUUUUUUGGUAUUUUCAGAAAAAUUUUAUGGAUUAGUGUUCUACUCCGUGAAGUUUGUACGACUGCGCAAUUUUUAAAAAAUUAAUUCCUAUUUUUAAAACCAUAGUUUUACAAUACGGACAGUCCGAAUCUGCCAUUCCUUGGAUCUUUUCGGUUUGAAGGG
Molecule: messenger RNA, 1469 nt
Organism: Octopus sinensis (East Asian common octopus)
Lineage: Eukaryota; Metazoa; Mollusca; Cephalopoda; Octopoda; Octopodidae
Product: carbohydrate sulfotransferase 1-like
Exons: 3
Coding region: 171-1106 (311 amino acids)
Biological process (GO): N-acetylglucosamine metabolic process; sulfur compound metabolic process
Molecular function (GO): N-acetylglucosamine 6-O-sulfotransferase activity
Source: RefSeq, a predicted model, not a curated record